This is a messenger RNA of Suillus clintonianus, 1511 nucleotides long. Its product is annotated as coatomer epsilon subunit-domain-containing protein. Gene Ontology annotation, cellular component: COPI vesicle coat. Gene Ontology annotation, molecular function: protein binding; structural molecule activity. NCBI's taxonomy places the organism in Eukaryota, Fungi, Basidiomycota, Agaricomycetes, Boletales, Suillaceae. Gene Ontology annotation, biological process: endoplasmic reticulum to Golgi vesicle-mediated transport; retrograde vesicle-mediated transport, Golgi to endoplasmic reticulum; intra-Golgi vesicle-mediated transport. The coding region runs from base 190 to 1131 and encodes 313 amino acids. The transcript is spliced from 4 exons. The record is from RefSeq and is a predicted model, not a curated record.
AUCUAGUAAGUAAUACCUUUUACCCAUUCCCCGUCGAAACAACUUACCUCCUUCCAUCUAGUUUAGGAUUCAGGAGACAGAGUUCACAAUUACCUUCUUCUGCGCACAACCACAAUUAGCUAGACGCUAAGCAGAAUCCAAUUCAUUGUGCCUAAAAUAUCAAUUGGCAUCCUUUCUCACAACACCAGCAUGACUUCUUCAGACCUUUACUUCAUCAAACAGCAAUUCACCCUCGGUGCAUACCCCGCCCUCAUAUCACUCCCACUUCCAGACUCCUCUUCUUCCGACUACUCCCAAACUCUUCUUUACAAGGUCCGCGCACACCUCGCCCUGGGGGACACCGCAUCGGCACUCGCCCUCGUCCCUAGUGACACGGAGAAUGUUGCCCUCCGAGCGGCCGCCGCACUCGCAAGGGGUGAAGAAGGCCUAGAAACACUCCGCGACCUAUGCGUAGAGACAGAAGAUGACGAAGACUCUGAAGAAUGGGAGAAAGAAAUGGUCAAAGUACUAGCAGGAACUGCAUUCGUUCGUGCGGGCGAAAUAGAAGAAGCGCUCGAAACCCUAGGCGGAGAAGGGAAAGCUGGCGAUGAACCAGCUGCGCUGUUAUCUCAGAUAUACCUUUCAUUAGCUCGUCCAGCACUCGCACAGAAGGUCCUUGCACCUGCAUUGAAAGCCAACCCAGAUUCACUCGUCCUACAACUAGCAGAAUCAGCCAUCUCCCUCGUAACAGGCUCACAAGGCACAAGCGGUGAACCAUACGCACCCGCACUCUCUUUCUACAACGAGCAAGUAGCAAACCCCUCCAUCUCCUCUGCCGCUCUUCUCGUCGGCAGAGCAGUAGUCCGUAUCCUCCGUGGCGAACUCUCUCCUGCCCAGAGCGAUCUGGAAGAAGCAGAAUCAAUCCUCUCGCGUGCCAAAUGCGAGCAAGGAACGAGCGACAUGCUCGCUGCUAUGGUCGUAGCUGCCGGCUUGAGUGGCAGCAAAAAGGGCGAAGCUGAUGAACUAUGGAGCCGCUUGUCGACCCAGCACCCUUCCCAUCCCUUGGUUGCAGAUAUCAGUGCUAAAGAAGUUUUGUUUGAUGAAUAUGCUUCCAAGUUUGAAGUUCCUUCGAGAGCUAUUGCUGUGGUUUAGAGAUAUCAAAGGUUGUGUAGAUGCGUCAUUCCCCCAUGUACAGCACCGUUCUUGUUGAUGCCAUAAGAACAUCCCGGCGGAACAGAAAGACUGAUCGGUUCACAUUCCCCAAACAACGUGACAUCAAACUUCUAGUCAUUCAUAGAGCAGCACGGAAAUGAGCUCCAGAUCGACAUGUUCGUGAAUCGAUCAGACACAAGUCAUCCUUGAAGCUUGAAAACAUGUCGUGCCUUCAACAUAUAUGUGGAAAUGGCUUUGCCGCGCUUCGUAGUCAAACUGCGGAAAGUUGUGCAAAAGGCAGUACUGUGAUUCAUCAAGACUAUGCGCUUAUUGUGAAUGAUUAAAGUAAAAAGUGGCUGAAAAAAAACCCGAUCCGCCGA